Molecule: messenger RNA, 828 nt
Organism: Endocarpon pusillum Z07020
Lineage: Eukaryota; Fungi; Ascomycota; Eurotiomycetes; Verrucariales; Verrucariaceae
Exons: 1
Coding region: 1-828 (275 amino acids)
Molecular function (GO): FMN binding
Source: RefSeq, a predicted model, not a curated record
AUGGCUAGUAGUAGCAGUUCAGGGGCUGCUCCAUGGAAAUCAACGUUUGACUCCCAUUUGAAGAAGUUGGGCUCAUCUCCGGAAUUCUACCUUGCCACCGUCAGCCACGAAGGCUCACCCAGGGUACGAGCAUGUAUACAUCGAGGCUUCUGGACAGCACUUCCUGAGAAUUCACACAAUAAGUUGCCGAAGAAUCCUCCGGUGUUCGACUCGGAUUGCCCUACUUUCACAACGGACGCUCGGAUGAGUAAAGUUUACGACAUUUUUGCCUCAGGAAAGGGUAAGGGCACACUGGAGCAAAGUCGAGCGGGCACUGGCGGGGGAGGUCCCGUUGAAGCAGUGUAUUGGGUGAAGGAUAUUUCGAUGCAGUGGAGAAUCAAGGGUCAAUGCUGGAUCAUUGCUGCAGACGAUGUCGAACACGAGGGAGACGGCGAUAUGCAGAACUCGGGGACAGUAACGGUGAAAGCAGUGUUGCAACGAUACAUGCGUAAGACUGGCGAGGACGGCGACUGGAGCUGGAAGCGAGAGGUGGAGAAUCACUUUGGGAACCUAUCACCGAUGAUGAAGGGCACCUUCAAGAACCCGCCUCCGGGACAACCGUUGAAGGAUGGAGCUGGACCAGGAGAGGCACUUGGACAGAAAGCCGGUGAGUUGCAAGAGGAAGAUCUAGCAAGAAAGAACUUCAGAGUCGCUGUCCUCACGCCUCAGGAAGUGGAACAGGUGGACUUGAGUGACCCUGCCCACAAUCAGAGAUGGAGAUGGACACUUACAGGCGAUGGUAAGGACGAAGGGAUUGCCGAAUGGGAAAUGGUAGAGACGUGGCCGUAG